AUGAAGCUGUGUCUUCUUCUUCUCUUGCUCUGUCUCUGCUGUCUGGGACUGACUGAGGAGCCCACGCCAGGAGCUCCUGAUGUCUCUGAUCCUGUAGAUGAAGACGAGACGAAGGGGGUCCACAGCUGUGGAGGAAGGCGGGUGUUUAGUCCUGAGGAACACAGGGCAAUAGGGGGUGCCAUAGAGCGACUGGGUUUACAGCUCCUGGAAGAGCUUCCUAUUGGUCCGCAACAGCCGAACAUCGUGCUGUCACCUCUCAGCCUGGCCUUUGCCCUCGCUCAGCUGACCUUAGGUGCUCGCCACGAGACAGAGAAACUGCUGCUGAAGAGCCUUCACGCCCACAGUCUGCCGUGUUACCACCAUAUACUGGGAGGCCUGCUACCUCACUUCAGAAACACAUCGCUGGAGGUGGCAACACGCAUGUACCUUAGGCCAGGAUUUGAAGUGAAGUUGUCUUUUGUUGAAGAGUCUCUGGCCAGGUACCAGUCACAGCCCAUCCCUCUGGUCUCUGUGGAGGGGGUCAACCAAUGGGUGGAGGAUGCCACCAAUGGUCACAUCCCCAACUUCCUGGAAAGUAUACCACAUGACGUGGUGCUUAUGCUCAUGAACGCUGUGUACUUCAAAGGUGAAUGGCAGACACGAUUCGACCCAUUAGUGACUUCCAAAGGAGUUUUCUACCUGGACAACCAGAACUCCGUGUCGGUGGACAUGAUGAAGUCUGCCCAGUACCCUCUCCGCCUGCUGGACGAUCCAGAACUGGAAGCACAGGUUGCCAGUUUUCCCUUCAAGAGAAACACCAGCUUCUUAAUCGUCAUGCCCCUCCUGGGAAGAGGAAACGUGUCAUCGGUGCUUCCCAAACUGAACAUCUCCGACCUUUACAGACGUCUACCUCAGGAGAAAACAAUGCAGGUCAACUUACCCAAAGUGAAGCUGCAGUACCGCCAGGAGCUCCAGGAAGCGCUGACCAGCAUGGGCCUCGGCUCUCUGUUUUCAGGUCCUGACCUUUCUGGCAUUUCCGACCACCCUUUGAGGGUGACGGGUGUCCGCCACGCCAGCACCAUUGAACUUAACGAGGAAGGCGCGGAGGCGUCUGCCACCACUGCUGUUACCUCCAUGCGCUCCGUCUCCCUCUUCUCCGUCAACUCCCCCUUCCUCUUCGCCCUUGUUGACGAUGCCUCCCUAGCCCCCCUCUUCAUGGGCAUCGUCACAAACCCCGCCCCCAACGACCCCAUGCUUAAUGAUGAUCCCCACAGCAACAGCACCAUGGGUGACCAACCUGUGAUGGAGGAUGUCAGGAAAAGAGACAUGAAUAUAAAACACAGCAACAGGUCAUGCAGCGAGACAGAGCCAGCAGAGGGCAGCAGCAUACGGUCCUGUAGCGCCCCCGCUGGUGGGAGGGGGCAGCUGCAGCAUGUGAAUGAACUGGAGGGCAGCGACAGGAAGAAGAAAUAACAACGAGAUGUUGUUUGCUCCAACCCAGAUAACUCUGUACCUGCCUGGAGUUUCAACUCUUUUGUAAACAUGCUUCAUGGCUUUCUUGCCCAGAGUUAGAUCAGAAAAUUGAUACCACUCUCAUGUGUGUCAGGUAAAUAUGAAGCUGCAGCCAGAAACUUAGCUUAGCGUAGCAUAAAGACUGGAAACUGGAAAACAGCUAGCCUGGCUCUGCCUUCCAGCACGUCUAAAAAAUUAACACUAUGUAUCUGGUUUGUUUAACGUAUAAAAACAAAAGUGUGUUUUUAUGUGGGGGACUAUUUUUUGUCGGGGCGCAGCAGCUACCUGGAGACAGACAUGACAGUGGUAUCGAUCUUCGCAUAUAAUUCUCUGCAAGAAAGCAAAUAAGUAUAUUUUCCAAAUUGUCAAACUGUUCCUUCAUACUAGAUUCAGAUGCAGCAGAGGACAAACACGUUGGUCUUGUGCUGCUCAAAAGGCUUUGGGAUUCAGCAUGGAAAAAUAUGCUUUUGCACUGCAAUCAUAGUGAUCAGCACUGAGUUUUACGAGCAGUCAACAGCCGAUUAAUGCGUUUGUAAUCUCACUUCACAAGUUUCCAGACUCAUUAAAUUUUAUCAAACUUGUCAGGGACAAAAAUGACAAGCGUGCAAUGUGUACACUUAUUAGACCUGGCAAUGCAUUUCAAG
Molecule: messenger RNA, 2135 nt
Organism: Micropterus dolomieu (smallmouth bass)
Lineage: Eukaryota; Metazoa; Chordata; Actinopteri; Centrarchiformes; Centrarchidae
Gene: serpinf2a
Product: serpin peptidase inhibitor, clade F (alpha-2 antiplasmin, pigment epithelium derived factor), member 2a
Exons: 8
Coding region: 1-1452 (483 amino acids)
Biological process (GO): negative regulation of fibrinolysis; negative regulation of endopeptidase activity
Molecular function (GO): serine-type endopeptidase inhibitor activity
Source: RefSeq, a predicted model, not a curated record